AUGGCUGCAGCCCCCAUGUCCACUGGAGAGGAAGCCAUGGGUGUCGUGCAGCGGUACGCCGACCACGGCGACAUCACCAACCGACUCGCGCUGAUAGGAGCGAUGUCCGUCCUCGAAGUGACCUUGCCCAAGAGCGAGUUUGAGAUCCUGCAUACCUACGUCUUCCCCAAGAUGUCCCGCGACGCCAUCGCCAACGUCGCUCGCGACGGCGACGGCAAGGGGAACUCGCACCCCCUCUCGCCCUGCGGCACAGACUGCGUCCUUUUCCCCAAGUCGCACGUCGAGCACGACUCGGACCAGCCCUCACGCUACAUGACCCUCGCCGAGGCGAAGCAAGCUAUCAAUGAGUACAUCUGCGACGGCACAGAGACGACCCUCGCGACCGUCAUCACCGCCAUGGCCAUUCUUGAAGAGCGCAUGUCGGCCCCUGCCUUCGCGUUCAUCGAGGACGCGGUCACGAGCCAGAUGGCCCUCGAUGCCUUCGCUGAGGUUCUCGCCGGCGACGACGACGACGACGACGACAUCGACGACCCGCUGACCGCACACCCGCCGUUCGCGUGUUGCGCCGACUGCGCCCUGUACCCUUCCACCGGGCAGGGGCGUAUCGAGGAGAUCGACGACGACGAUGUCGACUAUGAUGAGGAGGUUGAGGAGGAGGAGGACGAGUAUGCGGGCGCCUACGGUGUCGACACGGUGAAUGAUGACGCCGAGGCGGUGUGUCGCCGCUUCGAGCAGCUGCUCGGAACCAGCACGGCGGUGGCGUCGCACUGCGCCGAGGAGGACAGCGCGGACAUCUACGGCGUCGAUACCGACAAUGAGGAUGCCGAGGAGAUGCGUCGUCACUUCGAGCAGCUUUUCAACAUCGGCUCUGCUGUUGCCUCGCCCCACGUCGAGCCGGGCGCCACCGAGGAGACGACGACUGCUAUCGACAAGAGCGGCAAGAACAAGGACCCGGACGGCAAGGACGCCAACAUCAAGGCGGGCAAGUCCAAGGGCAAAGGCAAGGCAGCAGCCAAGGCCCGCGCCAAAGCCCGCGCCAAGGCUCGCAAGGAGGAGGCCGCCGCAGCCGAGCAAGCCAUCCGCGACGCCGAGUUCGACGAGGAGGUGUCGAGGAUCUGCGCCUACGACUCGGACGCCAGGGAGCACUUCGGCAAUGAACCUUGGGUGGGGUACAUGCUGGCCGGCAUGGAGACCAUGUUCCGCCAGUACUGGGCAGAGCAUAAGACCCUCGACCCAGCUGCGGCUGACCCGCCGACCGGCAAGAAGCGCAAGAACAAGAAGAAGGGCAAGAAGGGCAAGGUGGCGGCAUCGGUUGACACUGUGACGCAUGGCGACGACCUCGCCGAGACGAUCCAGCCGCCCUCGGUCGCCGCCUCCGCCGCCGGCACCAGCAAGAGCAAGAAGAAGGGCAAGGGCAAGAACAAGGGCGGUUCCGAGCCUGUCCCGGUCGGUGCUCCAUCCGCGACUCACAACACCAAGGCGACCCACACUGUCCCCGGCGCCUAUCCCAAGAUCAAGACUGGUGGCAACAGAACCACUACCGCUGGCGGAUCCAAGACCAACCCCAAGCCCGCGGCCAAGGACACGACGAAGCCCGCGGCCAAGUCGACCACCACGGCCACGGAACGUUGGACGACCGACGACGUGCCCGGCCCUUCCAACUACGCGACGCGUACCAAGAUCGGCUCCAAGCACUAG
Vanrija pseudolonga is the source of this 1698-nucleotide messenger RNA. RefSeq lists its product as uncharacterized. The transcript has 4 exons. Bases 1 to 1698 code for a protein of 565 amino acids. The record is from RefSeq and is a predicted model, not a curated record. NCBI's taxonomy places the organism in Eukaryota, Fungi, Basidiomycota, Tremellomycetes, Trichosporonales, Trichosporonaceae.